UUGAUAUCUAUGAAUUUCUUUAGAUCUGGUUGAUGGUGUUUAUUUGCUGGAAGCAAAUUAUGCACGGUACAUGAGACACUCUAAAGAUGUCUAAGUACAUGAGAUAGAUUUCUGACAAAUCAGAGAAUACGUAAACACAUAUAUUAUUCCAAACAAACAAACACAUUUUUUUUAAAUACACACGGCAAAGGGAGGUAAUGCUGUUUUAUUAAGCUUGCAGAGAACGAGAGAAGCCGUGUUUCAAACUGCAAAUCGUGGACAGAUCCUUUACAGCGAUCAAACAUAAGAAAGCAAAAGAGUAACUAUUGCAUUUAGUUUUUUAUGUCGGACCGAAGCCUGAGCUAACAGACAUUGAUUGGUAGAUCGAUUUAAAAAAAAAUUUUGGAGCUUACUCUUCGUGCAACAAAACUUGGUGUGACGAUGUGAUUGAGAAAGACCGAAUCAGCAAACUGUUGAUAUUUGAAGUAGUAAGCAAGUAAGUUUCAAAAUAUUUAUAACCAAGUAACGCACCAAGGAACAAACAAAAAAAUCAGUUAAAGGCUUUUAACAGUUUGGCAGGUGUAUCACUAAAAUGGCAGAAAAGGCAGUUGAACAGCUGAUAUAUGAGCUGUCUCUAUCUAAGGUGGAAUUAGAUGAGCUGAUUUCCUCCAUAGUAGACAACAUGGGACAAGAGGUAGAAAACAUUUCCACCACCACAGAGUAUCAGGACACAAAUGCACUCAUCAACAAAGCAGAAAGAAGAGCAAAGGAUAUCAACAAAAGUUUCCUUCAGCUUGAAGCAAAAGCAGAUGCCUAUAUGGAAGAGAUGAAAACCGAAGAGAAAGAACUAGAAGAGCAAGUACGCCAGAGAGAGGCUGAGGUAGCUGCAAGCUGUCAAAUUAUUGAUGAUGAUAGUGACGAUGAUGUAACGAUAAUAGAUUCCACAUUUGAACCCCGGAAACGAGGUGCUCCUUCACCUGUUGGAGGAAGGCGAGCAUCUGUUCCUCCUUUGAAACAAAAGCCCUUGCCACCACCACCUCCGCUGCUGACCAAGGAACAGAUGUCAUCAUCAGCACCAAAAGUAGAGAUGCUUGGUGCCAGUCCUCCACCACUCACGAUGAACAUCGGUGGCACCGUUGUUCCUACAGCAGAUGAUGGUGUACCCAAUAUGGAACACCUUCGAGCAGCAUUGACAAAUGCACUCAAUCGCCAGGUUGCACCAUCAGCAGCACCACAGCAAUUGGCAGACAGUAAACUUCCGUCUGAGAUAUAUGUCUAUCCACCACCCAAAGUCAAGAUUUUAAAUUUUGGGAAUAAAGAACAGACAAGCAAGGAAGGGGAGCUGGCACCCAAGCUUCUCAAGCUGAAUGUGACCACCUCGGCAAGUACUAGCUCUGCAUCUCAAAGUGUCUUGGGUACUAUGCCAACUGUUUGGAAAGAGAUAACAACUGGCAGCAAAGUCCUGGCCAAGAAGUUCAAUGAUAUUUGGUACUCAGGGGUUGUCACUGAUGUGCAGAAGCCAGAGAACACAAAGCACCCUGGAGAAAAGCCAGAGAACACAAAGAACCCUGGAGAAUGGAAGUACCGUGUAAAAUUUGAUGGGAAAGGGUUAAAAGUUCUUUCUGGUCACCAUAUUGCGUAUCGAGAACCUAUCUCCUGUUUCCUCAAAGUGGGUACACGAGUGGCUGCUCUGUACAGGGAUGAUGAAACAUCAUCUGGGAGUUCUUUUUAUGCUGGAAUAGUGGCUGAGGCUCCUAGUAUCAAGAACAACAAGAGGUUUUUGGUAUUCUUUGAUGAUGGAUAUGCACAGUACUGUGUGGCAAAGGAAUUGCAUAAAGUUUACUAUCAGAGUGAAAAUGUAUGGGAAGACAUUCAUCCUGAUUCUCAAGAAUUUAUAAAAGAAUAUCUCAAGCAGUAUCCUGAGCGACCAAUGGUGCGAUUAAUGAAAGAUCAAGUGGUGAAAACGGAAUGGAAUGGGCGUUGGUGGACAGCUAAAGUGAUGGAGGUAGAUGCCAGUUUGGUAAAGAUGUAUUUCCAGGCUGACAAACGCACGGAAUGGAUCUACCGUGGGUCUACACGAUUAGAGCCCCUCUUCAAAGCUUUGGCAAAUGCUGAAGCAAUAAAGGCAGCAGGAAGUUCCAAAGGUCGGCGUCUUAACAUGGACCCUAAAGGACAAAAGCGACCCACAGUUGAAUACACCAGAAGUGGUACUGAAGAUGAAAUAACCAAACGAGCUGCCUCCACGCCCACCACAACAAGCUCAGCACCAGCCAGUAAGCCUCCUUUAAAGAUGCCUUCUGUUGGAGGUGACAAGAAACGCUCAGUGGCUAAGAAGAGUACUGGGGGUAGUGCCAGCAAGAUGAUGGUGAGCAAGCCUCGGCCAGCCAACAUAAUUGAGGACGAAUUUGGGCCAUCUCCGGACUGGGAAGCUCCCUGGCUAAAACACCGUCGACAACCAGCUCAGCGCAGCAAAUCAUCCGAGAGUAAUGUUGGUGCAGAACGGUACCAGGCAAGCAGCAUCAGCAGCAACAAGCAGGGCUGGGACAUGGCAAGUGUGCUGCAGGAGCGCCUGGCAUCAGCUGUUGAACAAGUUGAUGAUGGCGAAGCCCUUGGAGAACAUAUGGACACCCUCAUUGACACCAAAGACAAAGUGCGCAAAAAAAUGGUACCUCAUCCGUGUGGUCCCACAUGUGCUAGGGACUCAGAAGAGGAACGAGAUAAACACAAAGGAAAGAACCCACUUCUUAUUCCAUUGCUGUGUGGUUGGGAAAGACAGAUCUGUAAGAUGCGACCUAGUGGGCGGAAGUGUGUUAUAUACCGAGCUCCAUGUGCUCGUCGACUGCGUACUUUAGAAGAGUUGGACAAAUAUCUAAGCCUUGUGGAUUCACAUCUAGUUAUCGACUUCUUUUGUUAUGAUCCUUGGCUACAUGUGCACACUGAGUUUGUCCCUGUGAAGACAUUCUGUGACAUCAAAGACCUGUCUUAUGGAAAAGAGAACGUACCUAUAUCAUGUGUAAAUGGGAUUGACCGACAGUAUCCAGACUAUGUAGAAUACUCCAGCCAACGCAUUCCCUCCAAAGGGGUGAAAAUAGAAUUUGAUGAAAAUUUUCUUCAAUGUUGUGACUGCACAGACAACUGCUGGGACCGGUCAAAGUGUGCUUGUCAGCAGCUGACUGUAGAGAACACAACAUGGAUUGGGGAAAAAGAUCCCAAUGCUGGCUACCAUUACAGACGUCUCCGUGAACCAGUUUUUACAGGUGUUGUUGAGUGUAAUUCCCGGUGCAAAUGCGACUACCGCUGCAGGAAUAGAGUGGCACAGAAUGGGCUGAGCUGCCGCCUGCAGGUCUUUAAGACAGAGAAACGAGGAUGGGGGCUGCGCUGUUUGAACGACAUACCAAAAGGUGGCUUCAUCUGUAUCUAUGCUGGUCAGCUGUUGACAGAUAAAGGGGCUAACGAUGAUGGUAAGCAGUACGGAGAUGAGUAUCUAGCAGAGCUGGACUUCAUUGAGGUAGUAGAGCGACAGAAAGAGGGUUACGAGAGUGAUGUGCGUGACCCAGAAUCAGAGGAUGAUACCAACGUACCAGCCAGCCUUGUUGGGGAGGAUGAUGAUGAAGAUGAAGACUUUCACAGCAACUCAGCGGGUGAUGGUGUCUCAUCUAGCGACAGUGACUUUGAGGGUGGAAACUCAAACAAAGUGGAGCACAAGGUCCAUGCAACAAGGAGACAGAAGAUUCAAGAAUCCCAGUCAGAAAAAGAGAGUAAACCCUUAGAAAAGCUAGUUCUGAAGCGGGACUCUGCUGAUGGGCAAGAAUGGACAACAGAAAAGAAGACAACAGAGUGGAUGGGCAAAAUGGAGGACUCACCUAUUGAGAUUCCCAGUGAUAACGAUGAGGAUGACGAUGACGAUGAUAUCGACACAAAGGAGACAAAGCCAAUGCCAAUUGAAGAUGAACUGCCAGACCUGGAUGUACCUCCAGUCAAAGAAGAGAAGAAAGAACAGCCCAGAGUCAAAGAGGAAAAAGUCAAGAAAGAUGAAAAGGUAGCAGAUGGUGGCAAUGAGAACAAGUUGAUGCGAAGAGCCCGCAAGAGCACAGGAGGCUCACGCUUCAAAAACCUUCCCAACCCCAAGGCUCACCAGUCUAUUCCAGAAAAGGAAGAGGAGGAGGAAGUGAAGCAAGGAACGAGAGCGCUGUUCCAUGACGGCUCCUCUUGCUACAUCAUGGAUGCUAAAUCCAUGGGCAACAUUGGCCGCUAUCUUAAUCACAGUUGCACUCCCAACGUGUUUGUGCAAAAUAUUUUUGUGGACACUCACGACGUGCGGUUUCCCUGGGUGGCUUUUUUUGCCGGGCAGUACAUCCGUGCUGGCACUGAGUUGACAUGGGACUAUAACUAUGAGGUGGGUAGCGUACCAGACAAGGUACUCUACUGUUACUGUGGCUCUCCCAUGUGCAGAGGGCGGCUUUUGUGAAGAGACCAGACAGCAAGAUACGAAUCGAUUCCUCAGAUGCUAUUGCUACCAACUGCUAUUGUGCUGUUGACAAAAGUAGCAGCAAAAAUAUCUUUCAGAUGAGAGUUAGUCUUGCAAAGAUUUUGUGAGUCGUUGGGAUCAAAUUCAACUUUGGCUUAAACAUCAUUUAUCAUUGUCAGUGUUUUGUAAAACGGUCUUCUUUCAAAUAUAAGAUCUUAAUUGCUUUACGCUUGCUUUUUCUUACGGAAACCACUGUCCAAUUUUAUUAGGCUACAAAUUUCUUGUGCUAACGAGUUAAGGAAACCUGAAGGGAAGCCUUACCUAAUCAGAGGAAAAGAUAUUUGCUUUUGGAUUCAGUUCAAACAUAGCAGGAAUUAAGCACUUGAUGUUGAGACUUUAUGUUUCAUCAGUGAUCAUAUCAACGAGUUCUUUAUAAAGGAUGCAGGGACAUGAAAGUCAUUCAUUCUAUGUAGACACUAAAAUCCUGAGAUGCAGCCAUUUGCUAUAAUGUGCAUGUCACUACUACCGAACAGUUGGUGGCGCGGUGAUUAAAACAUAUCACCGUAUUGAUGUCUUUGGAUACGGCACCUGUUUACAUGGCUAAGCAUUGGUGCUUUUUUACUGAGUACUUGGCUUCCCCCUACCCUGUGUGUUCAUCGCCAGGAGAUGCAGGGGCUUGGACAAAUAGAAUUGUGAGAUGUUUCCAAACCAGCAUAACAUCAUGUGGUAAUAAGUAACGUGUUGUAAUACUGUAAAUAGUAGAAUGGCUUCCGAAUGAUGAUAAAAAAAACAAAACUGGACAAGAGUGUAAUUCUAGUGAGUGCACCAUGAUAAAUGUGUCAUGUACAGGUAACAGUGUUAUUAUAGGCUACAGGCUGGUUAAUGUACAUUCUUACCUUUCUCAGGAAAAAACCAUGGUGGAAGUUAAUUAACUCGUUUCUGGUUCACUUAAUAAUGGUAUGAUGAUCAAAAUUUUCCCAUACUAUAUAUACAGCACGCAGAUUUCACAAGUCCUUACCUUUCAUUAAGUUCGCAUUUUGAAAUUUCUAUAAUGUGAACAGCAUUAUGCACAGGAGCCCCUGCAGGUGCAGGGCCUUGGGCGGUGACCCCUGCUCGCCACCCCAUAUACUAGCCUUGGCUGUUGUAUGCAUUGUGUGUUGUAUGCUAUAUUGUGUUAAUAAGUGUGUAUGAUGGUGCAUUUUAUGCUUACCCUAAAAAGAUAUGUGCUGGGGAAUUUUCCUGUACUUUGUAUGUAAAGCUUUGAGCUUGGCUUUGGUGCCAAGGCAAGAGGCUGUAUAAAUGUAUCAUCAAUGGGCUGUCACAAUAAAUCCACAGCCAAAAAAAAAAGUGGCAGACCUCUUCCUCCAGUUGGAAAUGCAGACCUGCUGCUCCAAGUGACCCACUUUUGCUAUUUGGUCCAUAAUCCCAAACAAGAAUUAUGGAAGAAAACAUUAGUGACUGUCCUUUGUUGCCUGCUUGUACGGAGGUUCCUUGGUAAUGCCCAAGUUAAGAGGAGCCUUGAAGGAAAUUGUAAUGGAGGUGGUUGUGUUUUUAAAACAAGUUAAUCUUGCCAUUUUUGCGGCUAUAUGCUCCUCAAGGAGUAACAAGGAGCAAAACACAUCUUGCCAUUUCUGCUCAAGCACAAAUAAUGUUUACAUUCUUGCUUAUUUGGAUUUCAUGCCCCUAUUGAUGCUUCCCUUUUUCUUGUGUUCAUGCUAUUUAACCAUUUAUUGCCACCACCAAAAUCUGUUCCAGACUGAUUUCUUUUAAUCAUCCCUCCUUGUUCUGGGUUAUGCUGGACAACUGAUAAAUGGUAACUACUAGGCCAGUUUUAAUUUUUCUGAUGUAUGUAUAAAGUUUUCAGCACAGAAUUUCAUUUGUGAAACAUGUUGGACAAGAAAUAAAAAUUGUAUGCUCUAUGUUUAUAUAAAAA
Messenger RNA from Pomacea canaliculata, 6380 nucleotides. Its product is annotated as histone-lysine N-methyltransferase eggless-like. Gene Ontology annotation, cellular component: nucleus. Gene Ontology annotation, molecular function: protein binding; histone H3K9 methyltransferase activity; DNA binding. NCBI's taxonomy places the organism in Eukaryota, Metazoa, Mollusca, Gastropoda, Architaenioglossa, Ampullariidae. The coding region runs from base 572 to 4447 and encodes 1291 amino acids. The transcript has 33 exons. The record is from RefSeq and is a predicted model, not a curated record. Gene Ontology annotation, biological process: heterochromatin organization; negative regulation of gene expression.